ACGUCAUUUUCAUGGAUUGCGUGAAUCAGCAACCCGUUGUUUCAGCAGCACAUUGUUUUCAUUUCGUUACGUUUCAAAUAUAUACACAACAUUUCUUGCGUGUUCUUUUCUUAUCCUGAAUUGAAUUCAACAGAGAAUCAAUGGCGACUUCUUCAGACUCAGAGAAGAAACAGGUUAUGGUGAUCGGCAUCGACGACAGCGAGCACAGCGUCUACGCCAUCAAUUGGACUCUCGACCAUUUCUUCGCCAAGAACCCUUCCUUCAAGCUUGUUCUUGUUCAUGCCAGACCUUCUGCUACUUCCGCUGUUGGCUUCGCUGGCCCAGGAGCUGCUGAGGUUUUGCCUAUUGUCGAUUCCGAUUUGAAAAAGAUUGCUGCUAGAGUUCUUGAAAACGCUAAGCAAAUUUGCAUUAAAAACAAUAUAACUGAUGUCGUAGUGGAAGCGGUGGAAGGUGAUCCUAGAAAUGUUCUUUGCGAAGCCGUGGAGAAGUAUCACGCUUCAGUGUUGGUUGUGGGUAGUCAUGGUUAUGGGGCUCUGAAAAGGGCGGUUUUGGGAAGUGUGAGUGACUAUUGUGCUCAUCAUGCUCACUGCUCUGUGAUGAUCGUGAAGAAGCCAAAAACCAAACACUAAUCUGUAUUUGCUGCGUGUACAUGGUGCAGAAAUAAACAUAAACAUUUCAGCAAAGAGGGUAAAGAAUAAUGUUCUCAGAGAGCUUGUAAAUCUGUUUACUCUGUUGUUGUUUAUAAUUUGUACCUUAGUUGUUCUUUGCUGCAUAAAUAACCAAAGAUGAGACUUGACAAGUUGGUUUGGAGGGAAUGAGUCAUAAUAGCAGUGUUUGUCUAACCUCAUUUCUACAGUAUAUUGAUUUCGAGUGAUAUGAAUGUUAAACUUUUUGAA
Molecule: messenger RNA, 896 nt
Organism: Lotus japonicus
Lineage: Eukaryota; Viridiplantae; Streptophyta; Magnoliopsida; Fabales; Fabaceae
Product: universal stress protein PHOS34-like
Exons: 4
Coding region: 141-629 (162 amino acids)
Source: RefSeq, a predicted model, not a curated record